This is a messenger RNA of Anoplophora glabripennis (Asian longhorned beetle), 1059 nucleotides long. RefSeq names its product protein FRG1 homolog (gene FRG1). Lineage: Eukaryota; Metazoa; Arthropoda; Insecta; Coleoptera; Cerambycidae. The coding region runs from base 256 to 1035 and encodes 259 amino acids. The record is from RefSeq and is a predicted model, not a curated record. Gene Ontology annotation, cellular component: striated muscle dense body; nucleolus; catalytic step 2 spliceosome. The transcript has 4 exons. Gene Ontology annotation, molecular function: actin filament binding.
UAAAAAGAGAUAGAAACAGUAACUACAAGUCAGACGUAUUCACCAAUAUUCACUCACGAAAAAAAGCCUCAAGAAUAGAAGAAUCCUGCUGAACAGCUGAACUGCUGAAGUAAUGAUUACAUUACAUUUAUGUUUGUGAUUUCAUGAUUAAAAAUUGGUGAUGUAUAAGAUUUGUAUACUUUUUUAAUUAUCCUAUUUUAAAUAAAUAAUUCAUCUGCGUUUUUAAUUAAUACUACCGUAUUAAAUUUAGUAAUAAUGUCUGAAUAUGAAAAUGUUCGAGUGGGUAAAUUGAUUUUAAAAGGAGAGAAACACAGGCCCAAAAAACGGAAACAUAAAAGUAAGAAACAUGAAGAAGUAACACCUAAAAUAGACACUGACAGUAUUAAACAUGGAAAUUGGUGGAAAGUUACAAAAGUUGAAGAAAUCUCUGGACCUGUUGCAAUAGAAUUUGGAAAUCAAACGUAUGUUAAGGCAUUAGAUAAUGGACUGUUCACUUUGGGGGCGCCUCAUAAUGAAGGAGAAGGUCCUUCACCUGAAGAAAUUCUUACAGCCGUUUCUAUUAAUGAAAAAAAAGUUGCAUUUAAAUCAGGAUAUAAUAAAUAUUUACGAGUUGAAAAAAAUGACAUUGUAACUGGUAGAUCUGAUGCCAUUGGAGCCACUGAACAAUGGGAACCUGUAUUUGAGGAUGGUAAGAUGGCUUUGCAAGGAUAUAAUGAUUGUUUUUUAAGCAUUGAUCCUGAUGAAGACUCAGUGGUAGCUAAUGUAAAAAAAGCCGGCUCCGAUCAGUUUAUCAGAAUCAGAUCUCAAACUGUUAGAGAGGAGAACCCACUGAAAGAUGUACCAAAUGAAGAACAGGGGGACAUAGAACAAAUAGAGAUUAAUUAUGUGAAAAAGUUUCAAAAAUUCCAAGAUAAACGACUUAGAUUAUGUAAGGAUGGAAAAAAGGAACUAAAAGUAGCAAAGCAAGAAGGAAACUUACACGAAACUUUGUUAGAUCGUAGGAGUAAAAUGAAAGCAGAUAGAUAUUGUAAAUAAUAGAAAUAUACAAUUUCAAUGGAA